This is a messenger RNA of Lineus longissimus, 1725 nucleotides long. RefSeq lists its product as uncharacterized. The transcript has 3 exons. The coding region runs from base 360 to 1478 and encodes 372 amino acids. The record is from RefSeq and is a predicted model, not a curated record. NCBI's taxonomy places the organism in Eukaryota, Metazoa, Nemertea, Pilidiophora, Heteronemertea, Lineidae. Gene Ontology annotation, cellular component: nucleus. Gene Ontology annotation, molecular function: transcription cis-regulatory region binding.
UUUACACGGUGCGGGUUCAAGCCGGAUCGAGACUAGUUCAGGUACCAGCCGGUUUAUUUUCCCUCGUGUAAAAGCGAACCUACCGUCCUGAACCCUCCUGGUCCGAGGCGGGUUCCGAUUGCCGGUCUCGGGUCGGUGCAGGCCGGUGUAGGCCGGUGGAGGAGGGUUUAUUUAUGAGUGUAAAAGCGAACUGGCUCCGAGCCGGUUUGCACACGGUACUCGCGUGACGUCAUUCGCGGGAAUAGCUGCCGUGUUCCUUGCAUGAAAUUUUCCGCGGAAAGAAAUUGCUGUGACAUCUUCAAUUUAUCGAGAGAUUUUGUCGAGUUUAUCAAUUAUUUCGUCAGUUUAGUUAAUCAGAUAUGGCUGAUGAUAGAGGGACGUCGUGGAGCGACCAGGAGACUACGGUAUUGAUCGAAAUAUGGGGCGACAGUACCAUCCAGAGGGCACUUGAUGGUGCCAAACAUAACUCUAAAGUGUACGAGAGGGUCUCGGCACGUAUGCAGAUACGUGGUUACAAAGAUAGGACUGCAUUGAAAUGUCAGAACAAGAUGAAGAGACUAAAAGAAAAAUACAGGGAGGAGCUGAAAAGAGUAAAUAAGUCUGGCGCUGGUGGCAGGAUCAACAUGUGGCGGUUUUUCGAUCCAAUAGAUGCAAUAAUUGGGGAUCGCCCAACAUGUACGCCCCCAGUGUUGUUGCAGACAGGGAGAUUGUCUGUUAGGAGCCCAACUCCAAGCAGUUCAAACUUGGGAAGUGAUGAGGCUGGCGACGAUGAGGAGCCCGCGGACGAAGAUGGCAGCUGUAGCUUCGCAGAGCAACAGGCCAAUAUGAAUAAUACCAGUACAUCAUCAGGAGCUGGGAAUCAGACGGAUUUAGAUGACAUGACAUUGCCAGAACUAAAUGGUGAUGAACCCACACCUGACACUAGUACUAGUAGUGUUGCUAGUGCCACUGCUAUUGUGAGUAAGCCCAGGGAAAAGCGCAAGCUUAAGCAACCUGAACAAGACCCUGGUACUGGUAAAUCUAGUAAAAAGUCCCUGGCAGCAGCAGAUGUGAGUCGGCUCAUUGAUAUCUUCACAUCAAGUCAAAGAGAAAGUGAUGGCAAAUUCCUAGUUAUGGAGGAAAGACGAAUUGCUGCAGAGAGGGAGAUGGAGCAGGCCCGCUUGGAGACAAUGAAGCAGAUGGAGGCAAAGCGAGCAGAAAUGGACAUGCAGAUGCGUGCUCAAGAGCAAAAACAUGAACAACGCAUGAUGGAGAUGAUGAUGAUGUUCAUGAAUGGUUCAGCUGCACAAGCUCCUGCGAUGACCAUGGCAGCACCUCAGAAUCAUGGCCACACUUACCAGAGUGCAGCGUCAGUUCAGCAGCGACAACGGCCACCGGUACAUGUAGCUCGAGAUACAUCCUUGCAGACUGGAGUUAAAAGCCAGUCUUUCUCUAAUAUUCCCCCAUUUUCGACCUAUGGGCCAUACCAAAACCAAUAACGUAAAAGAAACACCGCAAUGAAAGAAAAACUGCUCAUCAAUAUACAUACAUGUAGUUGAAACUGAGAGUCUGACAUGGACUGACAAUAGCCUUGUCCACAUUUUUCAGAAAUGUUCUGAUUUUCAAGAUAUUUGAACAAUUUUGAUGAAACCUACCUCAAAUGAAUCUUCCCAGAGAUUCUCAGCAUUCUAUUUCUAUUCCAUUCCAAAGUGUGUAUUGACCACAACAAUGGAAUAGAAUGCUGGG